CGCCGCCCCCGGCAAGCGCGUUCCGCGGGAGGGCGGGGAUCCGUUGCGCGCGCAGGAGGCAUCCGGUGGGCUUCAGCGACGUUCCCGCCGCCUUCGUCGUGGUGACCUUUGCCGGGCAGGAUGGCGCAUCGGCAGCGGAGCCCUCUCCGGCCACCAGCUCCUUGGAGUCAAGGAAGAAAGCGAGGUGCAGAUGGCAAACACAGAAACACACAUGAACUAAGCUCACUCACUUUUGAUGGUGAAAAUACAUGCAAUCCAGUAGACAGUCGGCCAGACAGUUUCACAACGCCAGAAGGCCAUAAACCUCGUUCAAGAUGCUUGGACUGGGCAACUGCUGUUGAAGAGGAUGAAAUGAGGACUAAUGUUAAUAAAGAAAUGGCAAGAUACAAAAGGAAACUCUUGAUGAAUGAGUUCGGAAGAGAAAGAAAGCUAUCUACAGGAAGCUCUGAUUCUAAAGAGUCCACGGGAGCGGUGGAACUUGAAACUGAUGAAGUUGUUUUAAUGAGGAGACAGAAGCAAAUAAAUUAUGGGAAGAACACGCUAGCAUAUGACAGAUAUAUUCGAGAAGUUCCAAAGAGUUCACGAGUUCCGGGGGUCCAUCCAAGAACUCCCAAUAAAUUCAAGAAAUAUAGCCGAAGAUCUUGGGAUCAACAAAUCAGACUUUGGAAGGUUGCUUUGCAUUUUUGGGACCCUCCUGCUGAAGAGGACUGACUUGAAAGUGAUUAGUCCUGUUGAUUUGGAAACAUCUGUAGGAAGUAAUUCUGCUGGGUCUCAAGCAAAUUUCCAGGAUGAUGAUGCAAGCAGCUUGAAGCUUGCGACUAAAUCAGCAAGAACUAACUAGCCUGUUUGCCGACGCGUCUGUCUCUGGCAUCUAGAUCCUUGUCCAGCUUUGAGAUACUUCCAUAAUAGAACCCAGUUUGUGUUUGCUGAAAUAGACUGAACAUGGGGUCCCUCUCAAGAGUACUUCCCUAUCAAGUUGCCUGGAAGCAGUUGAACAAGUGGCUGUUUCCAAGGUUCAGUUAACCUGAUUAUUUCUCGUUCUUACUAAAAGAUGGGCUAGCUUCAGCUGAUGUAGAAUUGUAUCUGAAUGUUCUGUUUGCAUCUUAAAGCAUGUGUUUUGAAAGAGUUCUUAUAUCCAGUGUGUUGGCAAUGAAGAACUUCAUUUAUUAAAUACGAUCUAUUUUAUCA
Eublepharis macularius is the source of this 1188-nucleotide messenger RNA. It is a transcript of the gene SLBP, whose product is annotated as stem-loop binding protein. Gene Ontology annotation, biological process: mRNA 3'-end processing by stem-loop binding and cleavage; mRNA transport. Gene Ontology annotation, cellular component: histone pre-mRNA 3'end processing complex; cytoplasm. The transcript has 7 exons. Gene Ontology annotation, molecular function: histone pre-mRNA stem-loop binding; mRNA binding. The record is from RefSeq and is a predicted model, not a curated record. NCBI's taxonomy places the organism in Eukaryota, Metazoa, Chordata, Lepidosauria, Squamata, Eublepharidae. Bases 121 to 711 code for a protein of 196 amino acids.